Molecule: messenger RNA, 2370 nt
Organism: Acipenser ruthenus (sterlet)
Lineage: Eukaryota; Metazoa; Chordata; Actinopteri; Acipenseriformes; Acipenseridae
Product: cleavage and polyadenylation specificity factor subunit 7-like
Exons: 7
Coding region: 388-1803 (471 amino acids)
Biological process (GO): mRNA alternative polyadenylation
Cellular component (GO): mRNA cleavage and polyadenylation specificity factor complex
Molecular function (GO): mRNA binding
Source: RefSeq, a predicted model, not a curated record
GUGUUUCUUCUCGUCGGAGCAAUUUAGCGGUAACCCGACACACCGCGCACAGAGAGAGGAAGUUCCGGUGUCGGCGCAGGUCUUACAGAAUCGAUUAGAGGGAAGCGGAUCAGAUCAGCUCGAAUCGGUGUAGCGAGAGUCCAAUCGGGACUGGGAACCGGAACCAGAACCGAAGUCGUGUCGCGAAAGAGGGAGAGGGGCCGCGGGAUAGACUCGCACAGAGCAAAGGCACGCUGCGGAGGAGAGACGGCGGGAGUGGAGGCUUUGUGUCCACAGUCUCACGCAUCCAUCCAUCCAUCCAUCCAUCCAUCCGUCCUGCACAGCAGACUGCAGGAGGCCGGCCAGAGAGACCCAGAGCGGCGGGCUCAGUGGAAUCGAGUCCCAGGAAUGGCUGCAGCUGCGGCGCCGGGAGAGGGGCCCGAUCUUAUCGAUAUCUACGCCGAGGAAGAGUUCAACCAAGGCGGCGCGGAGGAUGUGGGGUUUGCAGGCGGGGCGGAGCAUGUGGAUCUCUAUGAUGACGUGCUGACGGGCCCGGUGGGGGGUCGCGAGGGGGGACCCCCCUCCUCGGAGAAGGACGAGCCCCCCAGGUCUGAGAGCAAGCCAGCCAUCCUGUACACCUACAGCGGGCAGCGGCACAAGAGACUGGCGGUGUACGUAGGAAACUUCUCCUGGUGGACGACGGAUGUGGAUUUGGUUAACGCUGCCAAGUCCAUUGGAGUGAAGGACAUCCAGGAGAUCAAGUUUGCAGAGAACAGAGCCAACGGACAGUCAAAGGGCUAUGCGGAGGUGGUGGUGGGCUCGGAGCCCUCUCUCCACUCGCUGCUGGAGUUUCUGCCACAGCGCAAGGUGAAUGGAGACCGGGUCGAGGUGCGAUUCGCCACGCGCCAGAACUUCAGCGUGUUCGAGACACAGGCCAAGAAACUGGGCGUGUCCCAGAGGAAUCCCUCGAAGGACUCUGCUGAUUUCGGGGACAAGCCGUCCUGCUCCUCUGGAGAGACCCCCCCCCCUUCCCAGCCUCACGCUGACACGCCCCCCUCGCUGCACCCCUUCUACAGCAGACCCCCUUUCCCAGGGGAGCGCCCCUCCUCCUUCCCCCCUCCCCGCCUGCCCCCUCCCCACAUGCAUCCACCUCCAGGGGUGCCCAGGUUCGGGGCGAUGCCUCCCCCCCCUCCCCUUCACAUGCCCCACUUCGUGCCCCCUCCCCUCCACCUCUCCAUCCCUCCACCCGGCUCCCUCCCGCCCACUCUGCACCUAAACCCCGCCUUCUUCCCCCAGUCCCACCCCGCCCACUCUAGCAUGGCCCCCCCCCCAGCCACUGCAGAGCACUUCAACCGCGCCCCCCCAGGACACCCCUACACCCGACACAGGGAGAGCGACCCCCCCACGCCCCCCCUCGGCGAGGCGGAGUUCGAGGAGAUCAUGCAUCGGAACCGCGCCAUCUCCAGCAGCGCGAUCUCGAAGGCCGUGUCCUGGGCGAGCGGGGGGGACCUCGCCGGAGCCAUCGAGACGCUGCUCACCGCCAUCGCCGUCAUCAAGCAGUCCAGGGUCUCGAGCGACGAGCGCUGCAGAGUGCUGCUGUCCGCACUGAAGGACUGUCUGCACAGCAUCGAGGCCAAGUCAUACGGGUCCAGGAAGCGGCCGCGCUCCCACUCUCGCACUCACUCUUGGGACUCGGCCCGACGGCACCGCGAACGUUCUCACAGUGGGGAGCGGCACGACGAGCAUCACCGCGAGGGAGAGCGCAACCGCGAGGGAGAGAGGGACCGGCACCACCAGCACCGGGACCGGGACCGGCACCGCUAGGUACAGCAAAUACAACCAGAGCACCGCUAGAUUUCCAUCCAACACUCACCCCGACACCUGACUCCCAUCCCCCAAUGUGAGAGAGGAGAGAGAGAGAGAGAGAGAGAGAGAGAUGACUGCUUUACCUCAGAGAGAGAGAGAGAGAGAGAGCGCAGACGCAGUUGGGGUAAGAAGAAUGUGGCUUGACAUCAUCAACCAGAACAAUGACAGACACCCAGCAAUAUCAACUGUGAAUAAACAUCGAGAGAGUGAAGGAGGGAGCGCCCCCGACAGGCUGAGCCCUGAACUGCGCCCGCUACUGGAAACCCAUGGGACUGCUUCGUUUGAAGGCUAAAGACUUCCAAUUGCAACCGCUGCUCGAUGAUCAAGAUUUCUUUUUAGUGGUUGUGAAAGUCGUGUUGUAAUAAUUCUGGAUGAGACCCUCCCUCCCAAAAUACCUGUGGAGUCCCUGGAACAGCAAAGAUUCUGCCAUCUCGUUUAGUGUGUGGUUGAGGAGCGGGGGGGCUCUCGUUUAGUGUGUGUGGUUGAGGAGCGGGGGGGCUCUCGUUUAGUGUGUGGUUGAGGAGC